AUGUUGAGCGGUUUUCAGUUGANUGGCAAUUUUAUACCUUUCGUCUUUUUGAUAAGCAUAGCAAACGACAUUGGUAUACCCAGCUCCAAAAGUGCUUUACUCAUUGGUUACCAGGCCUUCACGCAAACAGCUGCCCGAAUAGCGUUCGGAAGGCUUGGAAAUAGUCCACGAAUAGACAGAGUUGCAUCUGUUCAAAUCAUUGGUCUUGUUUUGGCUGUCAACGCGACACUGUUUCCUCUAGCUCGGAGUUAUUUGUCUUUAGUUGUGUAUGUUGUUGUGUUUGGACUUUUCGAUGGAUGCUUAGCUGUCAUGUUUGGGAUGGGAACUCUUUACAUUGUCGGGGAGAAGCUCGUAGGGCGUGCCUUUGGAAAUCUUUGUUUCGCAGCGGCCAUUGGAAAUGUCCUGGGGCCACCUGUGGCAGGCUUCAUCUUCGAUGUGUUCGGAAAAUACGACAUAGCAUUUUACCUUUCUGGAGCUGUCAUGACAUGUGGGGUAUGUCUUCUGUUUCUAGUGCCGUGGCUGAUGCCGACAAAAACAGAACUAUGUCAAGAAAAGGUUAUGCUUCUGAACGAGACUGAUAAAUUGACGAAAAAAUCAACGAAUUACGAGAGAGCUUCACGAACGAUUUACAGCUUUCCCACCGAAGCUGCUUUCUUUGCGCGGGCUGCGCACUGCGACCACGUGUUACAGCGUAGCGUUUCCAUGGAAAUGCUAAACCGAAGUGGUACGUCAACUUUAAUGAAGUCGGCAAUGUUUCGCGCAUGGUCAGCCGCUGCCCAGUUGCACUGCACUGAUUCGUUGAAUGAAUCAUCGGGUUAUGAAAGCGAUUCCAAUAGACAGAGCCCUUCUUCGCAGUCUAGCGAAAUCGUGGAUACGUCAGAGGAAAACAAGCUUGGUUCUGUAACCAUAGUAACACCGGCUUUGAGCUUUGACGAUCUUGAAGUAGUUGUUCAACAAGAGAAACUUGUAAAGGGAGGAUGGUACGCUAGUUCUAUGGACAUGUUUAGCGUAAUGUUUGAAAAUUCAUUAGAACACGAUGUGACUAGUCGUCCAGCUUCAAUUAGUGAUAACACAAGCAGUGGAAAAGACGUAACUACUGAUGGAAAAAUACAAAUAACAACACUUUUAUCUCAGGCAGAACUUGACUACAACUUGGAAAUUUGUCAAGAAACAGUUUUAUGAAAGGAUUUCGCAGGUGAAACACGAUUUAACUCAGGGACACUAUCACGGGAAUGAUAUUCAAAUUCAAACUUAAUUACAUAUUUUCACUGAUGGAAACCUAAAUAUAGUGGGCAAGUUUGGUUAAAAAUUAGUACGCGAGAGUACUGAAGUUAUACAAGGAGGGUCCACGGGUUUUUAAGGCUAAAAGUUGGCUUCUUCACAGCUAACUGUUAAUAUAUAUACUUUUCGGUUAACAGAAUUCUUAGAAAUUUUAUUGCAAUUGUUUUAAAAGUUUAAAAAAGAUAAUUUGCAUCGUUUUAAAAAGUUAAAAUUUAUUAUGGUUAUUUUAAAACAUAUUUAACGCUUAGGACCAUUCCGAGAUGGAACAAUUUAUUAUCAUUUACACCAACUAAACUAGUUUAACUAAAUCAGGUUUAUGUUUCUCCAAUUUGUCAAUUGUGCUUUGCUGUAAUUUUCAAACCACGUUGCUAAUAUGUUUUAAUCAAACAGGUUUUUACCUUGCUAAGUUGUUGGGUAAGCACGGUACGAGCAACUAAUUUUUAACCUUGUUUAGCUAAACCACUUUAAAACAAGUUUAACAUGUUGGUGUGAACAAGGUACAAGUCUCCCGUCUUUUCCAUGUACUACCGAACCACAAGACAAGGCUACAAAAAGUCUUAACAAGAGACCUUGAGACUCACUUUCGUGGCUAAAAUUGGUUUACCGUUAACAGUUACAAAUUUUCUAACUUUUACACCUAACGGCUAACGUUUUGGCCCGUUUUACGGCCAUUGAGACCCUCUAAAAGGAGUGAUACAAUGGGUUACGCACGCAGUGGGUUGUGUUGUCAAAUUGAAAAUGUCUGGCAAAUCAUUUUGUCAAAUUCUGUUGUCGUGUCUUAGAAAAAUUGCAAAAUACUAAUAACCAUUUGCUCUUCCUUUAAUAAUUCAGUUAGUAUCUCCAUCUUGAUGUUCUUAGAGCAUUUCUUUCACGAGGGAAUGCACUCAGUUAAAAAUUUUAGCACUGUAUCAACUAAAAAUCUAACAAAAUCGCCCUGAAAAAGCGUUUUUCUUUUGAGCGUCGAAAACUGAUUGAUUUUGAACUUACUACGCCAUACGAUUGGCUUAAAAAACGCGCGCCACUUUUUCAUCCAAUCAGAAGUAAAACCAAAACCAGUCGUGC
Molecule: messenger RNA, 2343 nt
Organism: Orbicella faveolata
Lineage: Eukaryota; Metazoa; Cnidaria; Anthozoa; Scleractinia; Merulinidae
Product: monocarboxylate transporter 10-like
Biological process (GO): transmembrane transport
Molecular function (GO): transmembrane transporter activity
Source: RefSeq, a predicted model, not a curated record